Molecule: messenger RNA, 1191 nt
Organism: Penicillium cinerascens
Lineage: Eukaryota; Fungi; Ascomycota; Eurotiomycetes; Eurotiales; Aspergillaceae
Product: class I SAM-dependent methyltransferase
Exons: 1
Coding region: 1-1191 (396 amino acids)
Molecular function (GO): methyltransferase activity
Source: RefSeq, a predicted model, not a curated record
AUGGAUAUGAUGUCGGCAGGAACAGCUUCGUUUGCGGCCCCCGCGGGCUCGGGUUCAGAAAUUCACUCCAACCUCAGCUCGACUUUUGCCGCAACCUCCUCCUCGUCCUUGGGAUCCUUGACGGACUACAACACCUACCCACUCGCGCGAUAUGGCGACCGCACCUACUUCCGCGACCCGGAUAACACAUAUCCUCUACCAUGCGACCUGCCCGAGAUCCACCGCCAGAGCCUACGCACCAUGAUGCUGCUGCGCGUCUUUGGCGGUCCGUUUUGCAACCCCCACCUGGCUAAUCACCCGCCUAAGCGCGUCCUGGAGAUCGCCUGCGGAUCUGGUCUGUGGUCCGGCCUGUGCCAUGAGUACUUCGUUCGCCGCGGCCAGCCGAACGUUUCAUUUGUCGGCCUUGACAUGGUAUCGCUCGCGCCGGAUUUGCGCAAACAGGGAAUGAACUGGCAAUUUAAACGACAUGACCUACGAAAGCCUCGUCUACCUUUCCCCGAUGAUUAUUUCGAUCUUGUUUUUAUUAAAGAUGCGGGGAUGUGCUCUUCCAGCCCCGCGCAACAAGCCUCGGGCUUGAGUGAACCUCUUCGAAUCCUGAAAUCUGGAGGAAUCCUCGAGGUGUGGGACUCGGACUGGGUAUUCCGGUCACUGCUCCCUAACCCAGCACCGGCCCGCCAGACCUCCACGAAAGACCAAGAGAUCGCCGAGUCGACCGCCACCUAUACAUUUUCCUCCGCCACACCUUUCACCAGAGCACAGAACAAAUUCCUCGUCGACUACAACUCCUGGGUCGAGAAGUCAUUCGACCGGCUCAAACUCACGGCCUUGCCAUGUGCCACCAUUGGCCUGUCCUUCAAUUCGGAGGUGGAUCUCCUCGAGAAUGUGGACAGCCGCCGCAUCGCAAUCCCACUCGGCGACUUGCGGUGGGAGCGAGAAGGCACCGGCAAGGAUUCCAAGGGUCGUGCACGCAAGUCACUGACUCCCGAACAGGCCUCCCUUCGGAGAACGGCCUUGAUAACGGUCAUCCAGAUGAUCGAAGGAUUAGAACCCUUGCUUAUGGAGGCCAGUGGUAAGGGUCGCGAUGAGUGGGACCGCUGGUGGGCGGCAAUGACCGCAGACCUCUUCCAGAAGGGCAGCCUCGCCAGUGGCGAGUGUCUCGAAGUCAGUGCCUGGUGGGGUCAAAAGAUAUGA